Messenger RNA from Catharus ustulatus (Swainson's thrush), 2157 nucleotides. RefSeq names its product TSC22 domain family protein 4-like. The record is from RefSeq and is a predicted model, not a curated record. Bases 136 to 1122 code for a protein of 328 amino acids. NCBI's taxonomy places the organism in Eukaryota, Metazoa, Chordata, Aves, Passeriformes, Turdidae. The transcript has 2 exons.
GGUGUCACAGGGUGGGUAGCGCUGGCAGCAGCCCCGGGAGGGCUCUGUGGCGCUGCCACCUGAGGAAAUGUCCCCUCCCUGGCUCCGGGGGUGCCUCCCCGGGGGCAGAGCUGGCAGCAGGGCCUGUUUGCCCACAUGCCACCCCUGGUGGUCACAGACCUUCCUUCCAGGGAGGAGGAAAGCCUUGGAGCCAGCCUGAGCACAGACACUGAGUCAGAGAGCUGGGCGCUGCAUCACACCCAGCAGCAAAAAAGUCUGAGUCUGAGAGACCUUCCCAGGUGUUGUUUUCUCCCUGAGGGAUUUCUCCCCUGCCAAAAAUCAGGAGAAAACCUCACUGGCACCAGAGCCAAGGGGCUGGGAGCCACAGCCCCCCAUCCUGGGGUUCAGGAGGGGACAGAACCCCCAGCUGAGCUCGGGAAGGGGCAGGACAGGCAGUGCUGCCAGCCCAGGUGGCAGCUGGGGCCACCACACCCUGCCUGGGCACCUCCUCCUUCCCCCGGCAUGGAACACGCAGCAGGAUCCAAGGAAAACCAGCGAGGGCUCAUUUUCCAUCUGCCUCUCCCCGGAAGCACCGCGGCUUCUCCCGCUCCAAAAAUCCCUCCCAACUCCUCGCCUGGAGCAGAAAGUUCCAGCACACGUGGAGGCUUGGAAAACACUCAGGGGUUUGGGAAGUGUUGGGAACAAACCCCUCCCUCCAAUCCCCAGUGCAGAGCUCGGAGCUGGAGGGACGCGGGGCUGGGGGGACAAAGGGACCCUUUGCCACGUCUGAGGGACACUGCCAGAGAAAAACUCAUCCAGCCUGGAGCCAAAUCCUCUACAGGACGGGUGCCAGGUGCUGUCCUGGCCACAGCUCUCCCCGUUUCAUCCCAGGAGCCUCCCGGACCAUCCCCAAAAAACCCCUCUGAACCCUGCCCUGGCUUUUCCUUCCAAAUGUCCCCGUGUCACAGCGCCAGCGUCACGUCCUGGGGACGGGGACAGGGCCAGGAGGCCCCAGCGCUGCCGCUGCCACCGCUGGCGGGGAAUUCUUCACCGAGGGCUGGGAGCUGCCGAGCUAAAAAAAAGGAGAGGAGGAGGAGGAGGGAGAGGAGGAGGAGGCGGCUGCGUCGGAUGGGUGGUCUCUAGAACGUUCCUCCCUGUUCCACCUCCGAGGGCAGAGCCAGGCACGAAUACAGGAACUGGGGCUCGCCCAUGCCUUUCCCCAGCGCUCCAAAACAAGGGACGAGCUCGGAGCAGGAGAGGCAGCCAGGGGACCCUGGGGUGACAGGGGCUGUGUCCCCCCGGUGCCACCGCGCUGUGGGAGCCCCCUGCGCUCCGGGAAAUCCAAGGAUCAGGCUAAUCCCGGGCUAGAGUGACCCGUGGCUCGCCUGCGAGCCAAGCUGCUGUAGCAACAGCCCAAAAUAAUGCUGCAAAACAAGCCCGGGGGAGCAGCCGCCGCCUCUCGCCAGAGGGAAGCACGGGCUGCAUUGAGCAACAUUUUCUGCUGCCUCUCAACUGUGACUAAAUCCAGCAACAGCCCCUUUUAGCCAGAGCCAGAACACACACACCAAAAAAAAAACCAACAAGGAAAACAGUGGAAAAGCAAGCGGAGAGCGUUCCCAGAACCGAUCCCUUCCGCGGCGGAAGCGGAGCAGGCUCCAGCCCGGCUCCCACAUGCACGUAUCCCGCUUUUCCCAGGCGGUGGGAGAGGCUGGGAUGGAUCCUGGGGAUCUGAGCAGGGUGCUCCGUGCCCACGGGACCGUCUGGGCCGCGCUGAGGUCGCAGUGCCAGGAUCAGACAUGGAAUGAGCCCUUUGCUCUGCCCUGGGAGGAAAUUCCCCACGGCUCCGUGGCUGGGUUUGUUUCCGUGGGGUUUUCACUUAAUCCGUGCUUUAGGGCCGUGACUCUUCACAGGGGCCAAGCUGAGCUCGGGUCCUCACCCCAGCCCUGCCCCGAGACCCCUGGGUGGCCACCAGGGCAGGACAGUGGCACAAAACCAGGUGUCCCCCUUCUUGUCCACUUUCCCCUCACCUUCUCCUCCCUUUCCUCCCAAACCUUAAACUCCCCACAGAGACCUUCAGCGUCUUCUGGUGACCAACACACUCCAUCCCCAGGGCCAGCACAAGCCCCACCCCAGUGGCCAGCACCAUUUGACACCAGCCCCGCCCAGCCCAGCCCCGCA